AUGCCGUUAGCCGCGACGUCAGCACUGCCGACAGUCGAGCCUCGGCGUUGGCAAGUUUAUACCUACUACUUUGCUCUCGUCAUCGGACUUAUCGCAUUUCGUGCCGAUUUCGCUCAACGUCGCGUCUAUCGUUGGCCGCUCAUGCAAAUCUACGCCUGCACUUUAAACGCGUUGACCGUCGUUACUUUACCAUUGUCGUAUCCUACCGCCCUAACCUACUUAGAUUACCUCAAUGAAAAUCGCUUAAUGAAAAUGGUAAACGUCGUCAAUACAACACAGAUAUUUACGAUUACCGCAUUGGCCAUCGUUUUUCGCUGGAAGCGCGAACAUACAAUAUUCGAAGUUCUAACGCGGAUGCUGGAAUUAGAGCGCGAGUACUUUGAUAAAUGUGUGCCUGCUGUGGUGAAGCGAUAUUGCGAACACUGUUACAGCAAUCGUUUGCUUUGGAUAAAAUACUUCAGCAUCAUCACUCAAGGCGUCUACACUGCAUAUAACCUGACUCUUAUAAUACCGGAAAUUAAUCUCACCUCGCUUCUCUAUAGCUCACAUAUGCUCUGUUUAAUCAGCGUGCUUUUACACAUGAUCCUACAUUACUUCCUCGCGAUGUGGUAUGUGUGGCAGCGGUUUUGCUGGUUAAAUGUUCAACUGCAACGUAUUUUCAAUAUUCUUCAACUUUCGGUGCAUAAGCGCUAUAGCAGCUCUUUACGAAGGCACCUGAGAGGGCGCUUGGCGAGGGAAUUGAUGGAUGUGGCGCGCGUGCACCGACAGCUCACAGGAUUCGCUGAGCGUCUGACCGACUGCUACCGACUACAGUUAGUCGCGGUUCUAUUAAGUAAAAUCAUCAACAAUAUCUCGAUCGGUUAUUUGUGCUUCAAAUAUGGUAGUAACCCCUAUUUUAAGAACCUAGAUGCAUUUAACCGAUCGUUCAGCUUCGUAGCAUUUGUGAUGACCUUAUCAGACUCAUUCUACUUGGACAUACUCUGCGAUCGUGUGGCUAUUGCUGCUCGCGAAACAGCGGAGGUACUAAAACGAUUUCACGAGCUGCUCAGAGUUGACGACCGUGUUGAUUAUGCGUGUGAUUUGCUUUCCCAACAUUUGCGCUUUUGCAAGCUAAGUAUUACUGUGUUUGGCGUUAUCGGUGUGAAUAAGCGACUUUCCUUUCUAGUCUUCGGAGGACUCGUGAAGAAUGUGUUGCUUCUGUUGCAGUGGGAUCUGGCAAAGCAAUUCGAUUAG
Messenger RNA from Bactrocera tryoni, 1233 nucleotides. RefSeq lists its product as uncharacterized. The transcript has 2 exons. The record is from RefSeq and is a predicted model, not a curated record. NCBI's taxonomy places the organism in Eukaryota, Metazoa, Arthropoda, Insecta, Diptera, Tephritidae. Gene Ontology annotation, biological process: sensory perception of taste. The coding region runs from base 1 to 1233 and encodes 410 amino acids. Gene Ontology annotation, cellular component: membrane.